This is a messenger RNA of Cajanus cajan (pigeon pea), 432 nucleotides long. RefSeq lists its product as uncharacterized. The record is from RefSeq and is a predicted model, not a curated record. Lineage: Eukaryota; Viridiplantae; Streptophyta; Magnoliopsida; Fabales; Fabaceae.
AUGGGUACACUCAAAAAAGCAGCACUGGAUUGGUUUAGUGGUCUCCCUGACCGAUCAAUCACCGACUUUGAUGUCUUUAGUCGGCUCUUCAUGACACAGUUCGCCGCUAACAAGAAGAAACCACCGAUCAUGUCGGACUUGUUCGACUUCAAGCAGCAGCGGGAGGAGUCGUUGAAGGACUUUCUGCAAAGGUUCAAUGAGGUCGCCCUGAGGAUAGCGUCCUUGGAUGAAAGGAUGGCAGUCACCGCGUUCCAUAAGGGCUUAAGGUCUGGAGCUUUCGACAUCGCCCUGGAGAAAGCGAAUUGUCAAACGAUGUCGGAGGUGAGAGCUUUCACCCUGAGUCACAUCAAGACAGAGAAGGGACAAAUCAACAAAAGGGCAGCUGAAAGCCGAGAGGAUGGGGUCGUCCCAAGAGAUUUUUAUUCCAUAUAA